Molecule: messenger RNA, 1354 nt
Organism: Exophiala dermatitidis NIH/UT8656
Lineage: Eukaryota; Fungi; Ascomycota; Eurotiomycetes; Chaetothyriales; Herpotrichiellaceae
Exons: 1
Coding region: 244-1008 (254 amino acids)
Source: RefSeq, a predicted model, not a curated record
CUUGAAGUGUCUGUCCGUGUCUGUACAAUGUGAUGCUGUCACCGAACAGGCCUUCGUACAAGGUGCUAGCUAACUUGAAGCCCACAAUCAAUACACGAAGUCCGAAUCAUCAGACAGUUCCAGUCCACCGCAGCACUCGGUCCCGCCAACUUGCUGCCGAUUCAACGCGAGCCACGAUCCUCGGUGUAUAGAUGAAACAAAUCGUAUCCGCGCACCACAUUAUACGAUACCAUAACCACGACUAUGACCACAAUACACCAGAAUCAUAACAGUACCCAUACGAACUCGGACCUCAACUUAGCCAAGUUGAAUCUAUCCAACUAUACUCUCCCACCCAAUAUCGCCAACUUACUCAACCUCACCACAGAAUCAAACACCACCAGCAACACUCACCAUGAAUUCCCCAGCAUCAUCUUCGACGAUACCUCAAACUCCGACGACCUCGACCUCUUCCUCCACUGCUGGAUGCGCCCAUCCUGCCCAUCCUGCCUAUCCCCCACCAACCCCUAUCCAUGCAGCUGGUGCGAGACUUCCCAGACUUGCGUCCCCAACACAAUCUACCCAUACCCAUUCGGAAUUUUAUCACCAAUUAAAUCAUCCACCAUCUGUCCAUUGGGAUGGCGGGAACGAUGGGAAAUGCGUGCUCGGCCAUUCAGUUGUCGAUGUUCAAGUAUGACUUUUAUUUCUGUCGUGGUUGCCGUGCUGGUCACGUUGGGUUGUGUGCUGGGGAUUUGCAUGGCUGUGAAAUUGGGGAGGUGGGUUAGAAGGAAAGUUGAAUCACGUUCUACCAACCGCCGUAUAUUGGUGGUACAGCCUGUAAUAGUGCCGUGCGAUCCUGAUCCUCGACCUCGGCCUCACUCUCAAAUGGACGUUGAACGAGAACGAGGAGGACUCGGACAACAACAUCAACGAGCGAGAUGUCCAAGUACUAGAAGUACUACGGCUACGAGUACGAGUAGGACAAGUGUACAGGCAGCAGUGGAUGAGAGGACGCCGCUUUUGGUUUGAACUAUCACCUAGCAGCAUGAAACAACUAAAACACUCUUGAAUCGACGACACGCAACGAAUGAUCGAUGUUAGUAGUAGUCCGCGCAUCACCCCUGCUCCUCACUACUGGGAUUGUACAGUACGGGGCUUUAAAAACGUGCCCACAGGCUGGCUUGUUAAAGGAACUGAUAAGAUCAACUGAGGUGUAAGACGACACUUUUGUAUCUAUACAAGUACCAAAAAACAAGUACACAACCUUCGGCUUGAUAUGCAUCGCUCGCCAAAAGUUCAGUUCGCCCAAGCAGUCCAGAUUCUGGACCGCACUGCAGCCGCACAUACACUGCAGCCAGUAUAUGCUUAAUCGUAC